GCAACCCUUCACUAGAUAGCAGCUUGAUUGAUUUUUGAGAUUCGAGAUUCGGUCCAGGGGCCAGGCCAGCUGUUUGCUGCACCGACUGCAUUGCGCUUGCCUGAACUGUAUGCACUUGGAAAACCUUUCCAGACCUAGCCCAGAUUUAAUAUUAGCCAGUCUGCCCUCUGCCGUCAUCAUGUCGACCGCUGUGGACGUUAGGAUCAACGAUGAGUUGCAGGCGUUGCAAGCGAUACUGAUAAAUGGGGUCGCAGUUAAAGACGAAGAUGGUGUACCCAGGGUCAUAGAAACGGUUGUACACCCUUCUACGGGCGACAAAGUCGAGCAGCAGUAUGUUUGCGUGACGUUGGAAGUGAUUUUGACUCCGGAUUAUCCAGAGAGCAGUCCCGAGGUGAUCCUGAGGAACCCUCGGGGCCUUGACGAGGCGGUGGUAUCUAACAUUCAUUCGAAAAUAAAGGAAAAGUUGGAUUGUCAUAUAGGCAACCCGAUUCUUUUUGAAUUGAUUGAGAUAGUGCGCGAGUACCUGACUCAAUGCAACCUGCCGAGCGGGCAGUGCGUCAUCUGCCUGCACAACUUCGUCAACGGCGACGAGUUCAUCAAGACGCCGUGCUACCACCACUUCCAUAGCCACUGCCUGUCCAAGCACCUCAUCAACAGCCGCAAGUACUAUGACGAGGAGAUGGAGAAACUGCCCAACUGGCAGCGCGUUGAGGCUACGCCUUACAAGCAAACUUGCCCUGUCUGUCGCUGUGAGAUCUCGUUCGAUGUGAAGACAUUGGAGCAAGCCCCGCCGCCUGUGGACUCUGUCAAUGCUCCACCCUUCAUGCUCACUGAUGAUUUGAAGGCUCUACAGGAGCGCAUGGCGGCGCAACUUGCUCGGCAAAUCGCUCGCGGCGGCGUGGUGGGCUCUGGAGACGACGGGCCACCCCUUCUGACUAUCACCACUGCGGCCGACAAAGAGCAGGAAGUCAAGCCCUCCACCAGCGCCGUUCAGGCGGCCAAGCCCGAACCUCGGCCUAGCACCUCUGCUGAGGCUACGCCUGAAGUCGAGCGACAACAAUGCCGCGUCCCAUUCCGCGGCUUCAACCGGCGCGCCAAGCCGGGACGUCGCGAGCGCGGCGCUCCGCGGUGACCCGCUUGCCGCGCCCUCUCGCCGCCCGCCGUAUAGCGCGCCCCACCCCCACCAGCUCUCCACUCGUACCCCACACCACCACCGGUAAGCUCCAAUGACCAACUCUCACCGUUCCAGCUGCACACCGUCUCGGAGCAAUCUGACCAACUUGACUACGUCUCCUUCCCCCUUGUGCCUAAAUACACAUAUCCUUACAUAUUCAAACGUGGAAUACAUCGAACUUUUAUUUAUAUUCGGGUUGCAUUCAAAUUUGGAACACACACAGAUCAAAAUAUAAUUCAGGACCUUAAGUUUGGAAUAUAUAAAUACAUUUUCAAACGUGGAAUAGAUCGGAUUUUUAAGUAUCCUUGUGUUGCAUUCAAAUUUCGAACACACACAGAUCUAAAUACAAUAAAUGUUCUUAUGGAAUUCAAGUUUGGAAUAUAUAAAUACAUUUUCAAACAUGGAAUACAUCGAACUCUUAUGUAUAUUCUGGUUGCAUUCAAAUUUGGAACACACACAGAUCAAAAUAUUAUAAAUUUUAUUAUGGAAUUCAAGUUUGGAAUGUAUAAAUACAUUUUCAAACCUGGAAUAGAUCGUAAUUUUAAGUUCCCAUGUGUUGCAUUCAAAUUUGGAAUAUAUAGAGGAAAAAAUAUUAUACAGUUUAAAUUAGGAAUAUGUAUAGAUCAAAAUUUAAUAUGUACUAGUUCGGUUUCAAUAUACGAGAUAUAUACAGAACAAAAUUUCAUAUACUCCAGCACACAGUUUACAUUAGAAUUAUGUACAAAUUUAAUAUACUGUAUCACAGAUUUUAAAAUUACGAUAAAUACAGAUGAAAAUUUAAUGUACUCUAGCAGAAAAUCUAUAUUUAGAAUAUAUUCAGAUCAACAUGAAGUAUAUUCUGAAACAAAUUCCAAAUUUAGAAUGGAAACAAGUUAUAAAAGUUCAAAACAAAAUUAUAUAAAAAACAAAUUGUUCCAGUCUUACCAAAAAAACUAUACACAGGAAACUAAAAAUACACUAGUAACAAUUAAAUCUUGGAUUAUUCAAACUAUUACUAAGACAAGCUUUAAAACUGAACAACAUAAGACUUAUUUAAACAAACGCUCAAUAUACAUGCUUUAUACUUAUAUACAUUAUAUAAGUGUAAAGCAGACUUUGUGGGAUCGAAGUUCAUAUUAUAUUUAUAUAAUAUUGUGUCAAAUUUUAUAUACACAGGGUCCUUUUUUAUGUUAACCGACCAAAGUCGGGUUACGAGACUGACAAUUUACCCUAGUUCACUAUAUACACUUACAUAGUUAUUUGAUUGCCAAAUAUAUUGCAAAAUAUAUGUUAUACGCCUGUGUGACAUACAUUUAUCUUUAUGUAUAUUGUAUACCUCAUAUAAAAGCAACGAAUUCAUUUGCCAAUAUUGCGAAUUGUUGUAAUCAAUUUAAAUAUAAUAUUACAAAAGCUUUGCUAAUUAUACGUUAUAUACCACUAUGCACCAAUAAAGUUAUAAUAGCUAUUAUUUUUUUUUUUAAUUUCGCAUAACUCCAAAUACCUAAAUAUUAUAUAUAAAACAUACAUUUUAAAUGAAAGCGCACAAUAUAUUAUCAUUGCAAUCUAUUUUAUAAUAAUAAACUAAGUCUUAAGUCUUAUACUUUAUUAAUUCUGUCUUGUCAAGUACUUUACAUUUACAUUCCAUCAUUCUUUUUUUUGUACAAUGUGUAAAUGUAUAAUGUUGAAAUUCGAUGCCACAAAUAUUAUAUAUUUUUUUUGCUAAUCACAAUCCGUCAAGCGUGCAUCGAUCUUGUAAAAAGUGGCAUAUCUUAAAAAAAAAUGCUAAAAAAAUGUAAAAAAAAAUUGCCAGUUACAAGAUCGAGUCACGCUUUGCUCAACGGUGACAGUUGUCAAUUGGACUUGCCACGGAAGAUGGCGGGGCGGCACAAUAUUUUUUUUUCGUUAUACCCUAAGAGUUCGUGGAAAAUUUCAAGGAGGUGCUUGGUACGAAUUAUGUUUCUUAUAUAUUGGUGUAAAGCCUACUAAUAGUUUGUCAGUCAGUUUGUUGAGACUCACGUUUUAUAUAUAGGUCGUUUAUAUAAUAUUAUGUAAUAUGUACAUUGUAUUUAUAGUGAAUUAAUUAAUGAAAUACUGUCUUACAAUACAAACAUAGUAGGUAAAUAUGUAAAUGAAAAAUUUUAUUGAAUUUAAACUUUUUAAAUAUUAAUUAUUAAAGUUUCAUAAAGCUUAAAUAAGUUUGUGUAAACAACUUUAGAAACGCCUACUAAAUAAUCUAAUAAUACGCUAAAAUCUCUUACAAUGUGUAUGAUAAAAAUAACAUAAUAUACUUACAUAAACAUAAUAAUAUAAAUUUACUGCUUUAGCUUAAAAAAACCAUCAAUAAAAUAAUGGUUUUCAGAGUCUUCAAAUUGCCACAAGCUGAUCGACAUGUAAGUUGUAGGUACAGCAAUUGAUUUGUAGCACCACCUCAAUAUUUUCCGUCAUCUCUCGGGAGUUUAUUUAUUAGAUGUUCAAUGUAAUUCAAUGUAUUGUCUCAUUAGUAUAAAAGACGUUUCUGUGACAAACCUAGUCAACUCGUAGAUUCCGCGUUCUGUACGUUAAAUGUUAUUGAAUGGUGAUAUGUUUUUACUUAUUAUCAUGGGGAAUAAUUGUACUUGAUCAAUCCUAACUGAUAUUUUUGAAGUGAUAACUUCAUAUGGGAGGGUAAGCCACUUUGUAAUGUAACGCGUUACUCUGCCUGGCUUACCUUUCUGUCAAAUACGGCAGCAGGUUUUAGUUAUCACUUCUGUCGAACGUCCUGAGACACGCUUUUUUUUCAAAAGAAUGAGGAGUACAUAUAAAUUUCAUGAAUAACGUUUCCAAAAUUCCUCAACACAAAAUUAAAAGCAAUAAAUAAACUUUUGAAAUGACAAUUAAAAAGUACUUUGAUUUAGAUUUUUUUGUUCUGACGAUAUACUUAUUUCCUAUUUCUUAUAUAACCCAGUGUUAAGAUUGACAGUACAAAAAAUAUUACAAAGGCAUAGUUCGCGCCAUUUUUUAAAUUUUUACUAAGUAACGUACUCGUGCACAUCUUAUAUAACUGCAGGAAGAUUUUUUGGUGUGUGAAUUUUUUUUUUUGAUUGUUCUGUAAUGUUAAUGGAAUUUAAAUUUUAAAAUUCAAAUUCUAUCAUCGAUAUUGUUUGCUUUAAAAGUUGUGUACUCUUUUUCUCUUUAUGAAACAUGUCGUUCUAAUUUAGUAACGUAAUAAAACAAAAUACUAGACACAUUAUUACACCAAGUUUGCAAGAAUGCAAAAGCAUGAAAAUAUAUGAAUAUAUAAAAAUGAAAAAUAUUAUAUAUUUCGUUUAUAUACAAAAUAUUAAAAUAAUCUUCCUGUAUAUGUAUAUGUUCUUGCGUAUGUAUGUUACAGUUUAUGUUCUGAAGGUAAUAACAUGUCACUAUUAUUAUGUGUUAAAUGUUUUAGACUUAAAAAUAAGGGCCGAAAUCUUAAAUUUGCUACAAACAUAAUAUUACACUAGCACCGCACAUUACUAUCUAACCUAAACAAAUCUAUUUGAAUUACACUACACUUCAAAUGCAGAUGAAAUUGUUGAAAUUGAAUACUUUCUAUCCCUGUAAUAUUAAAUCCCUUGUAGAAUAAAUUGAAAAUAAUAAAUUUAAAGAAAGUGGGUAAUUAUACAAAACAUAUUAAAAAGAAAAUAGAGCAUAAUAAUUGCAAAACGCGUGAAAAAAACAAAUUAUUAUUAAAUAUGUUCUUUGUGACAUAGAAAUCGGCCCUUUUGAUAUUUUUUAUAAUAUUAAUAAGAAAUAAAAUCGUGCUAUGACCAUAUUAUUAUUAAUGUAUGUUCAUAACUAUAUUAUAAUGUACCCAUGAUAGCGCGUUAUCGAGUCGUGGGGCCAUAGUAUCAAAGUACAAAGGUUAACCACUAUUUUGGGAAGGUGUAUUUGAAAUUGAGGCUCAUUACUGGACAAACGCAAUAUUUGAUAACUGGCCCCAUUAGGACAAACUUAACAUUUGAUAACUGGCCCCAUUAGGACAAACUUAACAAUUGAUAACUGGCCCCAUUAGGACAAACUUAACAUUUGAUAACUGGCGCCAUUAGGACAAACUUAAUAUUUGAUAACUGGCCCAAUUAGGACUAACUUAAAAUUUGAUAAAAUGGCCCCAUUAGGACAAACAUAACAUUUGAUAACUGGCCCUAUGAGGGCAAACUGAACAUUUGAUAAAUGGCCCCAUGAGGACAAACUGAACAUUUGAUAACACGUUGACUACAGCAAGAACCAUUGUGUCUUAUUAGACAAAAUUGUAAAAUUGUCACUUAAAACUCAUAAUUUAAAAACAAAAAUCAAGAUCAUAGUACGAUUAAUUUAUUUCUCACUAUCGGCGAUAAAUCUAAUCAUUUUCUUAAUUAUUAUAUAGUUAUCAUUUUAUUAAUGUAUUUUCUAAAUGAAGGAUUGCAUCUAUAUAAUGUACUCGUGGGAUUUAGAAUGUCGACGGUGUUAGGUUUUUUAUAUCAUUUGUAUAUGAAAACGGAUUACACUAUUUUGAAAUUUUUGUUAAUUAAAGACAGACAAAGAAGCGCCUUUCAAGAAUAGAGAAAAAUAAUGAAAAGCUUAACAAAAGAAAUGUCCCGUGUUCUUGACAAAAGAAAAGAAAAAAAAUAUUAAUAAAUAAUAUAAGGAUUAGUUGAUUUUAAAAGAUAACAUCUACUUUUGUGUUUUUUUAAUAAAAAUAGUUUAGUAAUGGUUAGUUGAAACUUGGAAUGAAAGACAAUCCUUUAUAAAAAACUGGGACAUCUCCUUUUUUGAAAUUACGGUAACUAUAAGAGCAGAUCAUUUGUAAAGUUAUUGAAAGUUUAUUAAUUUAAUUGAUUUUUUUUGUAUUGUUACAUACAUUCAGAUACGUGCAUUUUAAUUAUUGCUUUCAACGCAAUUAGUAAUUAUUUUUAGAUAUUAAUUUUAUUGAUAUUAUUAAGAAGAUAUACGAAAUGUGUACAAUUAUAUUUUUUAAACAACAUAAUAUAUUAUUUAUUUUGUAUUUUGUGUAACAAAAUAGCAGGGCUAAUGAGUUAGUUGUAUGUAUAUCGGCAACUAUAAAUAUUUUGAUUGAUUUUAGUUAUUAAAGAAAUUAGUUGUGUAAGUUUUUUAUUAAUUAAUAUUUAGGAUGAAAUACAACUAUCUAUAAAACUAAUACUGCUCUGUUAUUAUUGAUUUGUAUGAAUGAUUAAUGGAAACCAAAUAAUACAUUGAAUGUGUCAAGUCUAACGAAUAACAUCCUGAUUUAGUAAAAAUUCAAUACAAUAUUUUUUUAGAAACGAAUAAUUAUUAUUUGUAUACAGCUAAAUCAAUGUAUAAAUAAAAUUGAAGGGUAUGUCUGUGAUUUAAAAAAAACCGUGUUUUCGAGUACUUCAAACACGAGCUUUUUCGUUUAUUUUAUCUGUCUUUCUGUUUGUCCAGGCUAAUCUCUCGAACGGCUUAACCGAUUUUAAUGGGACUAUUACUGGUAGGGUAGACCAUAUAAGCUACUUUUUAUCCCGAAAUACAGAAUAGCCCGCUGAUAGGAAAGUGACUCAGUCAAACAAGAUAACAACUUACCUCGACAGUCGUUUUCAAUAGACUAUCUAUCUUUAAUUUAAAAACCUUGAAAAAUAAUAAAUUCUGUAUCAUUAUGAAUAUUAGUAGCAUAUAUUAAAUAUUUAAUUAAAUACUGGCAAGACAUGUUAAAAGUUCAUUUUAUUGUAUUUUUGGGAAUGUUUGUGACGUGGAAAAUUGUUUGAAAAAAUGAAAAGUAGGUACUUAUUUUUUUUAUUUAAGACAUUUUUUUAAUUCAGCUCUGUAUUCGCUAAUUAUUACAGUACAUAAUAGUACUAGUAUGGUUAAGUACUGCUAGUAUUUUUCAUUUGCAGCUAGUGCGGCUUGUAAUGUAAGGCGCGGUUCAUACAUUAAUCUAUGGCAGGGCGGGUUAGCACUAUAAGUCGCAUCGUAUUAUUUAUUUAUUUAUAUGUACUUGUAUAUAGUCGUAUUGAAAACAGCUGUAUGCUGUUGUCAAAAAAAAAAAACUAGUCCGAUUGUAAAAAAAAAAUAUGAGCCUUCACGGGACGACUGGCAAAUGUGAAACAUCUCACUCUCAAAAUUAUUACGGUCAGACAUUUUAUUAACAGAAAAAUAAUUUGUUUUCAAGUAAAACACAGGUUAAGUGUACUGUAGUAAACAACACUGUACAAUACACUACAAUCAUUUUUAUCGGACAUCAAGCCGUUAGCGCUGCAGGCAUGUGAGAUUACUUGAUCGUCAGUGGCUGACAUAACCACCCGCUGUCGCCUCACGCGGCUUGAAAUACUACCGCAGCUCAUUUCAAAGACGUCGUGAACAUUUCGACUAAACCUAAUACGUAUUUAUGUAUAAACCGCACCUAAUAUGCUUACUUAGUUUAAUAGAUGUAUAAUUUCAAUUGAAUCUCUACUAUUCCAUAUAUAAUUAGUAAUUAAAUUUAAUGUCGAUUUCAUAUUUAAUUACUUGAACAGCUUCUAAUAUUAUCACUGUUUUGUAUGAUGGUAUUAAAUCCGAACCCUAGUUUCAUGCUAAUUGCACUAUUUUUAUCCUAUAGUUUUGUUUACUAAUUGCUUUACAUUUUUAAUAUAACCAAUAUUCCCCUCCAGUCAGUAGGAAAGUGUUAUACUCAUUAUUACGCCUCGGACACGUAACAGAAACGUCUCGCCUAAGCGCCGUCACCUCGCCGAUCGUUUGCCGGCAACGCGCUUCCCAUCACUUCGGAUGUCCGAGAGCUGGCUUGUAGCUUGUCCUGUACCCAGUGGCGUAGCGUGUCAUGGAAAGGCCCCGUAUCAAAAUUAGUUUGGGGGCUAAUUAUUGAAGGGUAAAGAUUUCUCACAAAAGAAACAACAAGCUCGCUUAAAAUAAAUAUGACAAUGAUUUAACCUAUGUAGGAUGUUUCCUACAUUUGGACGCACGCUUAAACACCCAAGGAAUUAAGUGAGAUUGUGGAUUACAUUUUACUAAUUUUUCCUUUACACAUAAGGGGCCCCUGUAGUCUGGGGGCCCCAUAUCAUUGAUACGGCUGAUAUGGCGGUAGCUAUGCUCCUGCCUGUACCUCCUAUGCUACCUUUAAUUGAAGUAAGAGGUCGGCUAGCUGUAAGUGGGUAGACGGCGAGGCGAUACGUAGUCGGUGCGUGUCCGCGGCGAUAGAUGAGUUACGAGCUUAAUCCAGUAAAGGGUAGAAAUCAAACUCACGACCUCACCUUGUUGAGUCCGGUCCCUUUACCGUAAUCUAUUGAGGCUUCAGUUAAUUGACAAGUUAACACUACUGCGAUCACACUUGACGUUAAGUGACGUAUCACUUUGUGGUAGGCCACAUAUCCGCAUCGUACGUAUUGGACGCAUCGCUUCAAACAGAUCGUAGUAUUACGUAAACUCAUCGUACGGAUCUAAAUCGAAUCUACCGCAACAUUAAAAAUGCGAUACUUCCGAUACGUACGAUACGGAUAUGUCGACGCCUACCAUUAUGGUCGUUCUGCCUCGAUGUUGUCAGUCCACACACUGCAUUACUCACGCAAUUAAUCGCGUGGAUUCGUACUUGUCCUUUCACUAGGACUCAAAACCUUUAAAAUAGGAAGCGGCGGGCAGGGUGAGUGGCAAAUAUGCGGCAGUACGAGUAACGUGGCCACACGACGUCUCUGCCUAAUUCCCUCUUGCAGUGUAUCGUGGGUAAAUAUGUAUAGGUAUAUUCUGUAAAGACAUUUUUACUUUAUUUUAUACAUACGUGCUUAAAUUAAAAUUGCCACUAAACCUAAUAUUUUUUUAAUUUAUUCAGGCUAAUAAUAAUAAUUAAGUUAAGUAUUUAUAAUCAAAAUAAGUAUGUAUUAAAUACGUAAAGAGAAAACAUACGUAAGUUAGCAAAGUAUUAGGUCGUAGAUACUUAGAAUUAAAAUUACUACAUAGUUUAAGACUGAAAACUGCGCUAUAUUACCUACCUAUUUUAUUUCUUUAAUUAUUUAUUUUUUAGUAGGUAUAUUUUAAAAGCUUGGUCUGGUGUUAAAGAAUAUUUUUUCAAGAAGGCAGCUGUUCAAGUAAGUAAAUAAAUAGUAGAUUAGUGUAGUGUUUAAUUAAGUAAUAAUAAUAAUAAUAACGCCUUCUACGUAUAACACUAGAUCUGAGUGGGGCAGUGGGCUUAAAAAUCCAGUAAUGUUUUUAUUACUUACUUCUUGACCUCUAACUUACCCAUCGAUUCGUAUAUGUAGGUCCAGAAGUACCUAGGUAUAUUAGUUCAGAAGUCUAGUUGUAUACGUAUAAGUAUUUAAUUUAUUAAUGUCGUAAGCUUAUUCCUCCGUACGUCAUACGUGUAUUCGAUAUAUUGUCAGUUUUGUCGUUUUAUCUAUGUGUUUUAGAUGUAUUUGAUGGGUCAAUAAACUUACCAAAGAC
Molecule: messenger RNA, 9550 nt
Organism: Bicyclus anynana (squinting bush brown)
Lineage: Eukaryota; Metazoa; Arthropoda; Insecta; Lepidoptera; Nymphalidae
Product: E3 ubiquitin-protein ligase RNF25
Exons: 7
Coding region: 110-1132 (340 amino acids)
Biological process (GO): protein ubiquitination
Cellular component (GO): nucleus
Molecular function (GO): ubiquitin protein ligase activity; protein binding
Source: RefSeq, a predicted model, not a curated record